Zygosaccharomyces rouxii is the source of this 1785-nucleotide messenger RNA. It is a transcript of the gene KRS1, whose product is annotated as lysine--tRNA ligase KRS1. Gene Ontology annotation, biological process: lysyl-tRNA aminoacylation. The transcript has a single exon. Lineage: Eukaryota; Fungi; Ascomycota; Saccharomycetes; Saccharomycetales; Saccharomycetaceae. The coding region runs from base 1 to 1785 and encodes 594 amino acids. Gene Ontology annotation, molecular function: lysine-tRNA ligase activity; ATP binding; tRNA binding. The record is from RefSeq and is a predicted model, not a curated record. Gene Ontology annotation, cellular component: cytosol; cytoplasm.
AUGUCUCAGGAGCAAGCCAAUGCUGCCGCUGAAGCGGUUGCCAAUUUGCAUCUAGAUGAUGCUACCGGUGAAAUGGUUUCUAAAUCUGAAUUGAAAAAACGUCAGAAGCAAAGACAAGUGGAAGCCAAGAGAGCUGCCAAGAAGGCUACCGCUCAACCACCAGCUCCAUCUAAAAAGAAGAAAGAUGAAGCAUUGGCGGAUUUAUCACCAUCUCAAUAUUUUGAAAUGAGAAGUCGUCAAAUCUUGGAACUAAGAAAAUCUCAUCAACCAAAUCCUUACCCACACAAAUUCUUCACAACUACAUCUUUGGCUGAUUUCUUAUCUAAGUACGCUUACUUGCAAAGAGGUGAAACUUUGAAGGAGGAAAAAGUUGCCAUUGCAGGUAGAAUUCACGCAAAGAGAGAAUCUGGUUCUAAAUUGAAAUUUUACGUCUUGCACGGUGAUGGUGCUGAAGUUCAAUUGAUGGCUCAAUUGCAAGACUACCACGAUCCUGAAGCUUAUGAAAAGGAUCAUGAUCUCUUGAAGAGAGGUGAUAUUGUCGGUGUUGAAGGUUACGUCGGUAGAACUCAACCAAAGAAAGGUGGUGAAGGUGAAGUUUCCGUCUUUGUUAGCCGUAUUCAAUUGUUAACUCCAUGUUUGCACAUGUUGCCAGCUGAUCACUUUGGUUUCAAAGACCAAGAAACCCGUUACAGAAAGCGUUAUUUGGAUUUGAUCAUGAACAAGGGUUCUAGAGACCGUUUCAUCACUCGUUCCAAGAUCAUUUCUUUUAUCAGAAGAUUCUUAGAUUCGAAAAAUUUCAUCGAAGUGGAAACACCAAUGAUGAAUGUCAUCGCUGGUGGUGCCACAGCCAAGCCAUUCGUUACUCACCAUAAUGACUUGGAUAUGGAUAUGUAUAUGAGAAUUGCACCAGAAUUGUUCUUGAAGGAAUUAGUUGUUGGUGGUAUGGAGCGUGUUUAUGAAAUUGGUAGGCAAUUCAGAAAUGAAGGUAUUGAUAUGACCCACAACCCAGAAUUUACCACUUGUGAAUUUUAUCAAGCAUUUGCAGAUGUUUACGAUUUAAUGGAUAUGACUGAAUUGUUGUUCUCCGAAAUGGUUAAGGAAAUUACCGGUUCUUAUGAGAUUAAGUACCACCCAGAUCCUCACAACCCAGAAAAGGAGAUGUCCUUGAACUUCGCUAGACCAUGGAAGAGAAUCCACAUGAUUGAAGCAUUGGAAGAAAGGUUCAACACCAAGUUCCCAGCUGGUGACCAAUUGCACACUAAGGAAACUGGUGAAUUUUUGAAGAACCUUUUGGCUGCCAACAAGAUGGAUUGCCCACCACCUUUGACCAACGCUCGUAUGUUGGACAAGCUUGUUGGUGAAUUGGAAGACACCUGUAUCAACCCAACUUUCAUUUUUGGUCACCCUCAAAUGAUGUCCCCAUUGGCUAAAUACUCUAGAGAUAUGCCAGGUUUGUGUGAACGUUUCGAAGUUUUCGUUGCUACCAAAGAAAUCUGUAACGCCUACACCGAGUUAAACGAUCCAUUUGACCAAAGAGCACGUUUCGAAGAACAAGCUAGACAAAAGGACCAAGGUGAUGACGAAGCUCAGUUAGUCGAUGAAACCUUCUGUAACGCUCUAGAAUACGGUCUACCACCAACUGGUGGUUGGGGUUGCGGUAUCGAUAGAUUGGCAAUGUUCUUGACCGACUCCAACACUAUUAGAGAAGUGCUUUUGUUCCCAACUUUGAAACCUGAUGUCCUAAGGGAGGAAGUUAAGAAGGAGGAAGUUAAGCCUUCCGCUUAA